AUGACUGGUGCAGUGAAAAGAGAAGCUAAGCAAGAAGAAGAUGGAGCAGUUGCAGAAACUGAAGCUGAUAUGAAAGGGAAGAAAUUAUCGUGGGUUGGAUGGACAAGCACACUUAAGUUGGCAUUCCAGAGCAUAGGGGUGGUGUAUGGAGAGAUAGGGACUUCACCUCUCCAUGUAUAUUCAAGCACCUUUACUGAUGGAAUUAAGGAAAAAGAUGACAUAUUGGGGGUCCUAUCCCUCAUUCUUUAUACCUUAAUAAUCAUACCCUUGAUCAAAUAUGUUUUCAUUGUGCUGUGGGCAAAUGAUGAUGGUGCUGAAAAACUUAGGGUUUUAGAGUUGUUGUUGGAAACCGAAGAGAGCACAAUGAGAAUAGAGAUGGAAGAGCCCUUUAGAAUAGAAGCCGAAGAGGAAUCGACAAUGGAGGCCGAGAAACGCAAGAAAAAGGAAGCGAAAGAGCGAAAGAAGAAGAAAGUCCAAGAGGGUUCAUCCAGGUUUGUGAACCCAAGGUCCAUGAGUUGUAUGUGCCGACCAUUUGUAGUUAGAGAUGAGCUUGAUAAGGUGAGGCCUGCUGUAUUUGACGAGAUGAGGAAUGAGCUCAAAAUGUUGAAUGUUGAUCAGUUUUUUGCACUUCCAUCUUAUCCCUAA
Molecule: messenger RNA, 645 nt
Organism: Phalaenopsis equestris
Lineage: Eukaryota; Viridiplantae; Streptophyta; Magnoliopsida; Asparagales; Orchidaceae
Product: potassium transporter 20-like
Exons: 4
Coding region: 1-645 (214 amino acids)
Biological process (GO): potassium ion transmembrane transport
Cellular component (GO): membrane
Molecular function (GO): potassium ion transmembrane transporter activity
Source: RefSeq, a predicted model, not a curated record